Messenger RNA from Ambispora gerdemannii, 3606 nucleotides. NCBI's taxonomy places the organism in Eukaryota, Fungi, Glomeromycota, Glomeromycetes, Archaeosporales, Ambisporaceae. The record is from the annotation of a GenBank genome assembly.
AUGGCACCGUCAAAAAAACAAAACAAUAAUAAAUCGAUUCAAAAGGCAGAUUGGAAAGAGGGCUUCAAAAAGAAACAAGUUGGCGUGUCCGAUAUGACUAUGCUUAGCAAAGUCAACAAUGAGGCAAUAAAUGAAAAUUUGAAAAAACGAUUUGAAAAUGGAGAGAUAUAUACCUAUAUUGGACACGUUUUGAUCAGUGUCAAUCCAUUCAAAGAUCUUGGAAUUUAUACAGACGAAGUGUUGCAUAGUUAUACAGGGAAAAAUAGGCUAGAGAUGCCUCCGCACGUGUAUGCAGUAGCAGAAUCAGCAUAUUAUAAUAUGAAUGGCUAUAAAGAAAAUCAAUGUAUUAUUAUUAGUGGCGAAUCGGGAGCGGGGAAGACUGAGGCUGCAAAAAGAAUCAUGCAAUAUAUUGCAACUGUCAGUGGCGGGAGUGGCACAUCAUCAAUUCAGGAAAUUAAAGAUAUGGUACUCGCCACGAAUCCUCUAUUAGAAAGUUUCGGCUGUGCAAAGACACUUCGGAAUAACAAUUCUAGUCGUCAUGGUAAAUAUUUGGAAAUUAAAUUCAGUCACCAAGCAGAGCCGGUCGGUGCCAUGAUUACAAAUUAUUUAUUGGAAAAGGGCCGUGUUGUUAGCCAAAUUGAAAACGAGCGAAAUUUUCAUAUAUUUUAUCAAUUGACAAAAGCGAUUCCCGCAGAAUAUGAAGAGUUCUACAUACAAGGACCUGAAAGCUAUUUAUACACGAACAGCAGCGGAUGUUUAGAUGUUGAUGGCAUCGAUGACCUAGAAGACUUUUCGGAAACUCUUAAUGCGAUGAAUGUGAUUGGUAUAACAAAAGAAGAACAAUAUGAUAUAUUUCGAAUGCUUGCUAUUAUUUUGUGGUUGGGUAAUGUGCAAUUCGAGGAGGAUGAUAGUGGGAAUGCGUAUAUUAGUGACGAGAAUGUCACAAAUUUAAUCUCCGUAAUAAUGGAAGUUGAGCAUGAAGGUUUGAUGAAGGUUUUGACAAGUCGUGUUAUUGAGACACAGCGUGGUGGUCGUCGAGGUUCAGUAAUUGAUGUACUGCUGAAUCCAGUUCAGGCGUCGGCUAUACGAGAUGCCCUUGCCAAAGCUAUAUAUAACAAUCUUUUUGAAUGGAUUGUGGAACGGAUAAAUUCCGCGAUGCGAGAACGACAUCAGUCCUCAUAUGUUAUUGGUGUCCUCGAUAUUUACGGAUUCGAAAUCUUCGAAGAAAACAGUUUUGAACAAUUAUGCAUCAACUAUGUCAACGAAAAAUUACAACAAAUCUUUAUCGAGUUAACCUUAAAAGCGGAGCAAGAAGAAUAUGUUCGUGAAAAGAUUAAAUGGACACCGAUUGAAUUCUUUAACAACAAGAUUGUCUGUGAUCUGAUUGAAGAAAAACGGCCUCCAGGGCUUUUUGCCGCGUUGAAUGAUGCUUGCGCUACUGCACAUGCCGAUUCCGAUGCCGCUGAUAACUCAUUUGUUCAGCGUCUAGGUUUAUUGUCGUCAAAUCCUCAUUUUGAGUCACGCGGUAGUAAAUUUCUCGUGAAACAUUAUGCCGGUGAAGUAUUGUAUAAUAUACCUGGGAUGACAGAUAAAAAUAAAGAUCAGCUCGUUAAAGAUUUGUUAGAAUUGGUUGCGUCAAGUAACAAUAAUUUUCUGCAGCAAUUAUUCCCUCAUCAAGUUGAUCGUGACUCGAAGAAACGUCCACCUACUGCUGGUCUCCAUGAGAAUAUCAGAGUUCGACGUGCAGGUUUUGCUUAUCGCCAGACAUUUGAAAAGUUUUUAGAUAGAUUUUAUCUAUUAUCUCGAAAGACAUCUUACGCUGGUGAAUAUAUAUGGCAAGGCGAUUCAAAAUCAGGCACCGAAAGAAUUCUCAAAGACUGUGGCAUAGACUCUAAAGAAUGGCAAAUGGGCGUAACUAAAGCUUUUAUAAGACAUCCUGAAACGAUUUGGGCUUUGGAACAUCUUCGUGAUCGUUACUGGCACAACAUGGCGAUGCGAAUUCAACGUGCAUAUCGAAACUACGUUCGCUACAAGCAUGAGUGUGCCAGACGUAUCCAGCGAUGUUGGAAAAAGAACAAGGAUCAGAUUAUCUUUGUCCAAUUACGUGAUUAUGGACAUCAGGUUUUGGCUGGACGUAAGGAGCGACGUCGGUUUAGUUUGCUUAGUAUGCGUAAGUUUAUGGGAGAUUAUUUGGGGGUUGCAAGUCUAAGCGGAGAAGCGUUAAGAAAUGUUUGUAAUAUUGGAGCCAAUGAAGUUGUUGCUUUCAGCAGCAAAAUUCAACUUUUAGUGUCACGUCUUGGUCGUUCCAGUAAACCGAGUCCUCGACAACUCGUAUUGGUUGUAAUCUCGACUCUGGACAAAAAACUACUCACAAUGAAUGUCGAAAGAACGAUACCGUUGAACACCAUAACAGGUGUCGGUCUCUCUAAUCUACGCGACGAUUGGGUAAUACUAAACCUCAACAAUCCCACAAAAGAACUCGGUGACCCGAUAUUCUCGUGUUAUUUCAAGACGGAAUUUGUGGUGCAUCUUUUACAACGUACCGCGCAAGCGAGAAUCACGGUUAAGAUAGAAAAUCAAAUCGAUUUUACGAAAAAAAUAAAUAAGACGGCGCAAAUAAAAUUCGUCAAAGAUGAAACGAUUAAAAAGGAUGAUGUUUAUAAGAGUCAUACAGUCUCGGUGUCAACCGGUGAGCCACCAAAUAGUGUAUCUGAUCCUCCGUGUCCACGUAAAGAUCCUCCCCCACGACCUAUUACAUCAGGAAAAUUAUUAAAAGCCGGUGCAGGUAAUCCUGCAAAAACAAAAACUCUUACCGUCAAUAGAUCUCCAUCUAUUGUCGAAUCAGCCAAAUAUGACUUUAAUAGCUCCGAUUCUGGCGAACUGUCAUUUGUUAAAGAUGAUAUUCUUCAGAUAAUUCAAAAAGAUGAUAAUGAUGAUAAUGGAUGGUGGCUAGCGAAAAAAGAUGGUAAACAAGGAUGGGUACCCAGUAAUUAUUUAGAAGAAGUCAUUGAUCCGACUCCAUCGCUUCCUCCACCCGCCUUACCAUCACGACGCCCACUUCCGCCAAUCACUCCAUCUGUCGUGGCAGAAGAUACACGUACCGCGUCAGCAGAAAUCGCUGAUGACGACGAGGAUGACGAUAACAAUAAUACUCCUGAAGAACCAAAAUCUCUUAAGGAGCAAAAAGGAAUUUCAGUAAUGCCAGGAGUAACCCAAAGCUCCGGUGGUAGUGGUGGUGUACCCGCGUGGAAAUUAGAACUAGAAGCAAGAAAAGCUGCAAAGCAAUCUUCGGAAGAAAGCAGCAAUACCACUACCACUACUACAAUAACAUCAGGCCGUAAAAUACCACCUCCCGUAAAAAACAAAACCUCAAAUGCUACGCGAAAACCUCCCGUUGUAGCACCAAAACUUGCAACUGUACCAAAGGUAUCAUCAUCAUCAAUCAAUACUACUGAUGAAUCAUCGAAAUCUACACCAUUACAGAAAAGAAAUUCUUUGUCGCGUAAUGCGGCCGCAGUCAAUCUUGCCGAAGUGCUAAAAAGUCGUCGCCCAAAAUCUCCGAUUGAAGAUGAAAAAGACGAGGAUGAUGACGAUGAAUGGAAUUGA